This is a messenger RNA of Acanthisitta chloris (rifleman), 1728 nucleotides long. It is a transcript of the gene TTC39A, whose product is annotated as tetratricopeptide repeat domain 39A. The record is from RefSeq and is a predicted model, not a curated record. Gene Ontology annotation, molecular function: protein binding. The transcript has 18 exons. Bases 1 to 1728 code for a protein of 575 amino acids. Lineage: Eukaryota; Metazoa; Chordata; Aves; Passeriformes; Acanthisittidae.
AUGACUAUGUCAGAAAACACGAGAGACUUAGCAGAAAGGACACCUACAUCAGACCUCAACGUGGCAUUGCGUGAAUGUAUGGCAGCUCUGGAUUUAUUUCUUAACAACAAGUUCUCAGAUGCUUUGGAUUCUUUGCAAGCAAAAACUAAAGACAGUAUGUAUCAUGCCCUGACUUAUGCCACUAUAUUGGAAAUGCAAGCGAUGAUGACAUUUGAUCCUCAGGACAUACUGAAUGCAGGAAACACAAUGAAGGAAGCUCAAGCCACCUGUCAAAGAUUUAGGAAGAAAUCUACAGUAGCUGAUUCUAUCAACAACCUUGUGCAUAGACAAAGCCUUGAACACUUUACUGAAGAGGAAAUCCAUGCAGAAAUUUGCUAUGCUGAAUGUUUACUUCAGAGAGCAGCGCUCACAUUCCUCCAGGAUGAGAAUAUGGUUAGCUUCAUAAAAGGAGGCAUCAAAGUCCGAAACAGUUACCAAACAUACAGGGAGCUGGACAGUCUCAUACAGUCCCCACAUUAUGUCAAAGGAGAGAACCACCUUCAUUUUGAGGGAGGUGUAAAACUUGGAGUUGGAGCAUUUAAUCUGACAUUGUCCAUGUUUCCUGCACGAAUUCUGAGAUUGCUGGAGUUUGUUGGAUUUUCUGGAAACAAGGAACAUGGUCUGCUGCAGCUUCAAGAAGGAGCAUCAUCAUACAGCUUUAGGUCGGUGCUGUGUACCAUGCUGUUGCUUUGCUAUCAUACUUUCAUGACCUUUGUGUUAGGGACAGGAAAAGGAAAUGUUGAGGAGGCAGAAAAACUGCUUAAGCCUUACUUGGCUCGUUAUCCAAAGGGAGCCAUAUUCCUGUUUUUUGCAGGCAGGAUAGAAACACUAAAGGGUAAUAUUGAUGCGGCAGUCAACAGAUAUGAAGAAUGUUGUGAAGCUCAGCAGUACUGGAAGCAGUUUCAUCACAUGUGUUACUGGGAGCUGAUGUGGUGCUUCACCUACAAGCGCCAGUGGAAGAUGGCUUUCUUCUAUGCAGACCUGCUAAGCAAAGAAAACACUUGGUCAAAGGCUACUUAUAUAUAUAUGAAAGCUGCUUAUCUCAGUAUGUUUGGACCAGAUGACUGCAGUCCUUUCGGAGACAGCGAAGUCGAAUUGUUUAGGAUUGUUCCCAGUCUGAAACUGAAAAUUGCAGGGAAAUCUCUGCCUACAGAAAAGUUUGCAAUUCGGAAAGCACGACGGUAUCUUUCCUCAAACCCCAUUCCUUUGCCUGUUCCGCCUUUGGAAAUGAUGUAUAUCUGGAAUGGCUAUGCUGUAAUUGGAAAAUGUCCCAACUUAACAGAAGGCAUGUUAGAGACUUUAAUUGAAGCAGAAGAAGCAUUGGCAAGAAGUUCAGCCACAGAACUACUAGCAGAUGACCGGUGUGUGAUAAAGCUGUUAAAGGGAUUAUGCCUCAAGCAUUUGGGCAAGAUCUCAGAAGCAGAAGACCAUUUUAAUUACAUCUAUUUAAAUGAGAAGAAGAUAAAAUAUGACCAUUACCUAAUUCCAAAUGCCUUGCUGGAGCUGGCGAUACUGUAUCUGGACCAGGACAGAAGAGAAGAAGCAAUAAAACUUCUGGAAAGAGCAAAACAAAACUACAAGAAUUACUCGAUGGAAACAAGGACACAUUUCAGAAUUCAAGCUGCCCUGCACCAAGCCAAAUCUGCCCCAGAAAAUGGAAUGCACUCUGGAGCCUCAGCAGUGUCGUAA